AUUUGAGGUGAAAAUUAGAAAAUACUUCUGAAUCCAAAGUGGACCGGAGCAAUGGAAGAUUACAAAUCCAUAAAAAUCGAGCGUCAAAAUCCAAGCUCCGGCGUCUUCCAUCUCCGCCUCCACCGUCCAUCGCACUACAACGCCCUCACAACCGAACUCUUCGCGGAACUCCGGCGAGCGCUUUCAUCUCUCGAUCAAAACCCCGAUGUCCGCGUCAUCAUCCUCUCCGGAUCUGGCAAGCACUUCUGCGCCGGUAUCGACCUCAAAUCGACGGCCUCCAACUUCGAGAAUCUUCUCUCAAGCGAGCGAGGUCGAGCAGGCGAGAGGCUCCGACGGGAGGUCAAGGCGAUGCAAGACUCGAUAACUGCGAUUGAGGAGUGCCGUAAACCGGUGAUUGCGUGCAUCCAUGGCGGAUGCAUCGGCGGAGGAGUUGAUAUAGCGACGGCGUGUGAUUUGAGGUAUUGCACGGCGGAGGCGGUGUUUUCGGUGAAAGAGGUUAAUUUAGCGAUUACGGCGGAUCUCGGGACUCUGCAGAGGCUGCCAGGAAUCGUAGGGUUUGGGAAGGCGGUUGAGUUAGCGUUGACGGGCCGGGAGUUUUCGGGCUUGGAGGCUAAGGAAUUGGGCCUGGUUUCUACAACUUUUGCUUCCAAGAUGGAGCUCGACAAUGGCGUCAUCAAAAUCGCUGAAGAAAUAGCAUCAAAAUCACCAUUGGCAGUGGUGGGAACAAAGGCAGUGCUACUCAAAAGCAGAGACCUAACUGUUGAACAGGGCUUGGAUUAUGUUGCAACUUGGAACUCAGGAACUCUACUCUCAGCUGAUCUCAAAGAAGCCAUCUCGGCUCGAGCCCAUAAACGUAACCCUACAUUUUCUAAGCUGUGAGACUGAGGACUCGAAGGUAUACGUCUUAAUCAGUUGAAUUAUGCUUAACGUUAUAUACUUAUAGUGAUAGCAUAUGAAUUGAAACUUGUUGAGGAUUUCUAUGAUAUCAUUUGUUUCAUUGGAAAGCAAUGAAAGAAAUAAUGUUAGGACA
This is a messenger RNA of Cucurbita pepo subsp. pepo (vegetable marrow), 1030 nucleotides long. It is a transcript of the gene DCI1, whose product is annotated as delta(3,5),delta(2,4)-dienoyl-CoA isomerase 1. The record is from RefSeq and is a predicted model, not a curated record. Gene Ontology annotation, cellular component: peroxisome. Gene Ontology annotation, molecular function: delta(3,5)-delta(2,4)-dienoyl-CoA isomerase activity. Lineage: Eukaryota; Viridiplantae; Streptophyta; Magnoliopsida; Cucurbitales; Cucurbitaceae.